Microthlaspi erraticum is the source of this 681-nucleotide messenger RNA. Lineage: Eukaryota; Viridiplantae; Streptophyta; Magnoliopsida; Brassicales; Brassicaceae. The record is from the annotation of a GenBank genome assembly.
AUGGCAAGUCCUAUCACGAAAGGCAAUCAGGCUUCAAGGAAGCUUCAGACCUUCCGUGUCAAACCCUCACCAAAAAAGAAGUCAGGAACAGGUAAAACAUCUAAACCUUCGAUUUCUACAACUUCUCUCCCUCGUAAUGAGAUAGAUAUCGAGGCUACUAUUGCAGGCACAAAAGUAUUCAUGUCCUUUGUAUAUGGUGAUCCGGUUAUCGAAAACCACAACACUGUAUGGGAUCGUUUAAAUCAACUAAGCCUCACACGACAAGGCCCUUGGUUCAUGAUCGGCGAUUUUAAUGAGUUAGUGGGCAACCAUGAGAAGCGCGGAAGGCGCAAGAGAUCAAAGCUUUCCUUCUUACCCUUGAGACAUGCAACAUCCCAGUUUGUGAUAAAUGAGGAGAGGCUUAAGAGAAUUGAUUUGGCUACCUAUGUCAACAAAGUGCACUUACCUUUUCGGUCAAAGGUCUAUAAGUGCGCAACGAGGACGUUGCGCGCAGUGAGUGGGGGAGUUGUAACAUCCCGGUUUGUGAUAAAUGAGGAGAGGCUUAAGAGAAUUGAUUUGGCUACCUAUGUCAACAAAGUGCACUUACCUUUUCGGUCUAAAGGUCCAGUUAAGCGUGCUUGGGCUGGAGUAGUUGAAGGAUGGGUGACCUUCCGGGAAGUGUUUCCGAAACCGUGUGAGUGA